Molecule: messenger RNA, 861 nt
Organism: Entamoeba dispar SAW760
Lineage: Eukaryota; Evosea; Mastigamoebida; Endamoebidae
Product: 60S ribosomal protein L5, putative
Exons: 1
Coding region: 1-861 (286 amino acids)
Biological process (GO): translation; ribosomal large subunit assembly
Cellular component (GO): cytosolic large ribosomal subunit; ribosome
Molecular function (GO): 5S rRNA binding; structural constituent of ribosome
Source: RefSeq, a predicted model, not a curated record
AUGGGAUUCCUUAAGGUUAUCAAGAAUAGAGCUUACUUCAAGAAAUACCAAACUCAAUUCAGAAGAAGAAGAGAAGGAAAGACUGAUUACUAUGCUAGAAGAAAGAUGAUCUUCCAAGACAAAGACAAGUUCAAGACUCCAAAAUACAGAGUUGUUGUUAGAAUUACUAACAAGACUGUUAUUGCCCAAAUUGCUUACUCAGAAAUUAUUGGUGAUAAAAUCCUUUGUGCUGCUUAUUCACAUGAAUUACCAAGAUAUGGAGUUAAAUUAGGUUUAACCAACUAUGCUGCUGCUUACUGCACUGGACUUCUUCUUGCUAGAAGACUUCUUCAAAAACUUGGUAUGGAUAAACAAUUUGUUGGAGUUUCUGAUGCUGCUAAACUCGGUGAAGAUUAUACCCCAGAAGAAGUUGAAGAAAGAAGACCAUUCAAAUGUAUUCUUGAUGUUGGACUUGCUAGAACUACUACUGGUUCUAAAGUCUUUGCUGUUCUUAAGGGAAUGUGUGAUGGUGGAGUUUACGUCCCACACUCUGCUACCAGAUUUGCUGGAGCUGGAGAAAAUGAAGAAGCCCUUAGAAGCAGAAUCCUUGGUGGACAUGUUGCUGCUUACAUGAAAUAUCUUUCUGGUGAAGAUGCUGACCUUUAUAAGAAACAAUUCGGUAGAUUCAUUGCUGCUGGUAUUGCUCCAGAAGCUCUUGAAAACAUUUAUAUCGAAGCUCAUAAGAAGAUUAGAGAAAAUCCAGCUGCUGAAAAGAAAGAAAAGAAGGAACACAAGAAAUACCCAACCUCUAAGAAACUUACUCUUGAACAAAGAAAGGCUGCUAUCCAAGCCAAACUCGCUAAACUUGCUCAACAAGCUUAA